Capsaspora owczarzaki ATCC 30864 is the source of this 3773-nucleotide messenger RNA. RefSeq lists its product as hypothetical. Gene Ontology annotation, molecular function: 3'-tRNA processing endoribonuclease activity. Lineage: Eukaryota; Filasterea; Ministeriida; Capsasporidae. The record is from RefSeq and is a predicted model, not a curated record. Gene Ontology annotation, biological process: mitochondrial tRNA 3'-end processing. Gene Ontology annotation, cellular component: mitochondrion. Bases 189 to 3698 code for a protein of 1169 amino acids. The transcript has a single exon.
UGUGUUUUGUUUUGGAAAAUCAGUUUUCUCAGACGACCCGGCUACCUGAUUUGGUCAUUCUCUUGGCUUUGCAAAUCGAUCGUUGAUCCUUGUGUUCAUUCGCUCGUUCUCUCGCUCUUUCGUUCGUUUGUUCGUUUCUCUUCUCUUGCCUUGGAACAAAGGAUAGGAGCGGGGUCGAGUGCGGGUGAAUGCAAGCAGUGCUGCCUCGUGUUGGUUCUUCUCUCGUCCACCCUGCGCUUCUGUUCGUCCCCGCGUUUGCUGCAGCAGCGUCCAUCGCCACCACUCGAGACUCGUCUCUUACUACUCAUCGAGUCCGUCCAUCGCUCGCGGCUCGUUGCGCGUCCCAGCAGGGGGUCUGGUUUCACUCUGCCACUGCUGCCAAGAAGCAUCUUGGCGCUCCCAGCUCAACUUCAAGCUCAAGCACUGCCACGAGCCCCAGCUCUACCACUCCAACUGGGCCGAAUCGGACCCUGACCAAGACUAACAAGACUACUGCUCCAAGUCACCCAUCAUCACCACGGAGCACCCAUCUUGCGUCACCGCCACUUGGACCGCAACCAUCCACGCAGCCGCUCACGCCAACGCCAGCCACUUACUUUCGGAACGAAAACCGUGGCAUCAUGACUGCGCACAUUCAAGCACUUGGCGUCCGGCCCGAGCACUUGCACCCGAGCACGCUGCUCUUUUUCGACCGCGCGCGCUACAUGGUCAACUGUGGCGAAGGCCUGCAACGCUUUUGCGUCGAGCAUGGUGUGCGGGUCGCACGGCUCAAUGCACUGCUCUUUACGCGUCUCUCUUGGGAAGUUCUCGGAGGCCUGCCCGGAACGCUUCUCACGAUGGCAGACGCCUUUGUGCCGGGUGUGCACUUGUACGGCCCUCCGGGACUGUCCAACUUUGUCUUUGCCACACGAUCGUUCGUACGGCGAGACGGGUUUCAAGUUCGUGUCACAGAGGCGUCUCCCAGCAGCAUCAGCAGCAUCAUCAGCAGCAGCAGUGGGACCCAAGCGGCAGACAUUCCCGUUUUGGCAGAUGACUGUCUGAGCGUGUGGCCAAUUCUGCUCUGGCCCGAGGGCCACGAGGCGACCCAUGCUAGCCCCAUUCUUCCCCGUACCAUUGGUUUCCGGGGUCAAGGCAAAGACACCCCGCAUUGCGCCACUGGUACAUCUGGGUUUGUUGUGGACAGCAUCGAGGAAACUGCCACAACGGCGCCCUCCUUCAACACCAUUCCUGCUUCGUCUACUACCACUACUACGACUACUACUACAACACAGGCGGCCUCAGCGCAAGAAUCAAAACACCGUGACAAGCGAUCUCGGACAGACCCGGACCUGCCACCAACCGACGAGGGACAAGUCCGAGUUGUCAGCGCUCGAACACCGCCAUUCGACCCGGCAAUUCCAACCGCGUUGGAGCACGUCAGCCCACCCACUUCUCCACCGGUGGGUGCACCAGGCUUGUACUCGACGGCUUCUGUUUGCUACCUGAUCGAGACCAAAGCCCUGCCUGGCAAGUUUCAGCCCGCCAAAGCCAAGGAGCUGGGCGUGCCUCGCGGUCCACUCUUUAGUCGGCUGGUUGCGGGCGAGUCCAUUGUGCUGGAAAACGGAACCACCAUCCAUCCACACCAAUGUGUCAAUCCCCCAGUCUUGGGUCGCGUGGUGCUCGUUCUCGACUGUCCAACGGAACAGCACGUCCAAGAACUGCUUGCCAAGCGGCCCUUCAUUGAGCAGAUCACUGCACCUUCCAACAAGCUGGCGCAACUCGAUCAGGUCGUCCACAUGUCUCCACUCCCAGUUGUAGAGUCUGCACUUUACCGCCAGUUUGUCCAGUGGUUGGAAGGUCUUUCUGCACAACAGCAGCAACAACAACAGCAGCAGCAACAGCAACAGUCCGCUUCUUCUUCCUCUUCUUCUUCCGAAGAGGCGGCGGUGGGCUCUGCUUCACCCCACCAUGUCGUGUACAAUCAAGCUUGCGAGGGGCGACUUACCUUGCGUGCCUUCUGCCAACUCCAAGUGCGGCUCAACGCGCUGGAUCCGUUCGUCUUCCCCUUGCCUUUGCCACUGCCUCCAGUCAGGUCGGACAGCGUCGCAUUUGUGCCACCGGGAAACAUUGCCACUGCUGGCGCAACACGGGGCACAACCGCGCCAUGGCCUUUCGUCUUGGCUGAGCCACUGCAGAGUUACCAGCUUGUGCCGCAUCGCGCGGCUGGAUUUGAUCCCGCCUGCGCAGUGCCAUCCUCCUUGCUGCGCGACUUGGCACACGAGCAUUCCAGCACCCCAAUUCCGCCGGAUUGCGCACACGAACUGUCAGUCACGGCCGCCAAGCUCGCCGCAAUCAACCACAAGAAUGGCGAGCCUGUCGACUUUUUCCACGAGCCCCUGACGGUUGUUACUCUUGGCACCGGCGCCAGUCUGCCUUCGUUGCGCCGAAACGUGUCCGCAACGCUGGUCUUUGUUGGAAAUGACGGCUCUGCAGCGCCAACCGGCGGGCUUUUGCUGGACUGCGGCGAGAGCACCGUGAGCCAGUUGUGGUACCACUUUGGUGAAGACACUACGCGCGUGCUGAGCAUGAUUGAAUGCAUUGCCAUUUCACACAUGCAUGCCGAUCACCAUCUUGGAUUGAUUGGUGUGCUUCGCGCACGACACGAUGCAUGGCUUGCCAUCCACGGCGGCGCAUCCCAACCGCCUCCGCUCAUUGUGAUUGCACCAUCCGCACUCGAUCAGUGGCUUGUCGAGUACUCUUCGUGGGUGCAACCAAUAUCCUACACGUUUGUUCACAACCGAUCGUUGGGUGGCGGAAUCCGCCUCCCACUCAACGCAACCAAAGGUUUGCGCUCGCGAGCGCACUCACAGGAGCAGGGACCCGAGCUUUCUGCCUCAACUCCAAGCUCCCUCGAGGCGUCGAUGCAGGUGGAUGAUGUACCGGGGGAUGCGACACGCAAGCCUCGUGUGCGCUCGUUGAAACGAGAAAAUCCCGUCGACAUUUCGACCCGUGAGUCGGAUGCGGAUGUGUUGGCAGUGGACGAUCGCCCUCUGAUUGCCUCGGCACAGGAUAUUGUUUUGCAUGGGCUUCCCGAUGCUUCGUCUGUUCUUCGUCAGCGCUUGGGCAUUGACUAUAUUGUGAAUGUGCCCGUGCUGCACUGCGAGGAUGCGCAUGGGUUCGUUUUCGCUCAUGCCAGUGGCUGGAAGAUGACGUACUCGGGCGAUACGCGGCCCUGCCAACGAUUGGCAAACGUUGGACACGGCUCGACCCUUUGCAUCCAUGAAGCGACAUUCAACGACGAUCUUCAAGGCGAGGCGAUUGGCAAAAACCACACCACAGUUGGCGAAGCCGUCGCUGUCGGCAACGCCAUGGCUGCAGAAUUCACCCUUCUCACUCACGUCAGUCAACGGCAUCCAAAGGCCAUCAGCACGCCCGUGGCGCUUGAAAGCACAAGCGCGAUGGUUACUGACGACAGCAGCUCGUUCCAGGCCACGCAGGCAGGAUUUGCGUUCGAUCUGAUGCGUCUUCGUCGGCCAGACUUUGACAAGCUGCCCGUCAUUGCCGAAGUGGUGAAUGUACUGCUGGGAGGUGAUGAUUCGGGCGAGACGGCCGAGACUGACUUGCCGACCGCCGAUGCUGCUGCUCCUUCCAAGUCAGUGACCAAGGCGGCAACGAAAGCGACAUCUCGGUCUAAGAGAAUUAGUCCCGAUGAUGCGUGAUUCAAGGAGGCGCCCACUCUCCAAGCUACUGCACUCGCGUAUUAAGAAAUAAAAAAACUCCAAAUUAUUACAGAG